AUGCAACUCGGUCUUUCGGAAACACUGCCUGCGCUGGUGGCAAGACGCUUUACUGCUGCCAAAGAUGCCGGCCAUCUCGUCUUCUCCUCGACUCAUAUGUCCAUCAUCAAUGCCGCAGGGAUAUCGUACCAACUCCGUUACUGCCCGGCCCUCGCGAAGAAACCCUCAAACCUGAAACCCGACAAUGGCCCAAAGACACCAAAGAUCGAUCCCUUCGAGAAUCCAUCUCCAGAACUGCUGAUCGCCCAGUUCCCAGCCGGGAACCCCGCCUACAACCUCAUCCUCAACAAGUUCCCAGUCAUCCCGAACCACUUCCUCCUUGUGACAAAGGACUGGCAAGCGCAGACGGAUAUCCUCGAGCAGACAGAUCUGGAAGCUACAUACGAGUGUCUGAAAGCCUGGAACACCAACAGCGAUGGGUCACGAUCGGCCAGCUCUCCGAAGAGCCUCUUCGCCUUCUUCAAUUCCGGCGACGACAGCGGCGCAAGCCAACCACACCGCCAUCUCCAAUUCCUCCCCGUCGAAGCAAUGCGCCAACCCGGCUCGGAGUCCUGGCAGCCGUUGAUCGACCUCCUCGCCUCCCAACCCACCUCCCCUUCCCCGUCAUCAACACCCAAGUUCCAGCACCUGUCCGGGCUCCCCUUCGCCCAUUUCGCACUCCCGAUCCCACCAAACCCCUCCCCCGAGACCAUCUAUGCCAUAUAUCUAGCCCUCUACAAGGCCGCCGUUGCAGCGACGCACGGUCAAUCUCCGAGUCAGGACACUGAGCCCCACCCCAAAGGACCAGCGUCUAUAAGCUACAACCUGGCGAUGACCGAAUCGACGAUGAUGAUCUGCCCGCGCAAACAGGAGACCGCGCUCGUUCCAGUCGACACCGCGACGGCGCGCGAGAUCGUCGAUCCAGGCGUCGUCUCGCUGAAUGGCACCAUUCUUGCCGCGACGCUGAUGGUCAAGGCCGAGGGCGAGUGGAAUUCUUUGCGGGAGAACCCGGAGCAUUUGACGCAGGUCCUGGCUACUGUUGGGUAUCCUCGCACGGAUGCUCGUGGGCCUUCGCUGUGA
Molecule: messenger RNA, 1059 nt
Organism: Penicillium paradoxum
Lineage: Eukaryota; Fungi; Ascomycota; Eurotiomycetes; Eurotiales; Aspergillaceae
Exons: 2
Coding region: 1-1059 (352 amino acids)
Biological process (GO): nucleotide metabolic process
Molecular function (GO): ATP:ADP adenylyltransferase activity; ATP binding
Source: RefSeq, a predicted model, not a curated record